Messenger RNA from Rhodotorula toruloides NP11, 2457 nucleotides. RefSeq lists its product as uncharacterized. The record is from RefSeq and is a predicted model, not a curated record. NCBI's taxonomy places the organism in Eukaryota, Fungi, Basidiomycota, Microbotryomycetes, Sporidiobolales, Sporidiobolaceae. The transcript is spliced from 4 exons. The coding region runs from base 1 to 2457 and encodes 818 amino acids.
AUGGACGCCGAGGCAUCGACCUCUGUCGCCGCGCUGCAGGCUUCAGACGCAGACAUGACGAUUGACUACGGCGGUGGCGAGCAGCCCAUGGCCGCAGGAGGAGGUGGGGACGCCGAGAUGAACGAUGAGGGGACCACGGUUGACGAGGCAGAGAUGCGCGACGACGAGGCGCACCACGAGGCGGACGCGACGUUCAUGACGGCUUACGAGGGUGACCCUGAAGUCCUUGCAGACGACGACGAGACGCUCCCGACCUCGUCUGCGCCCGUCACGUCCUUCGCCUCCACUUCCGCACCCUUCGAAGCCUUUUCCGCCGCGCCCGUCUUUUCUCCUACACCAGUAAUCGCGUCAGAACCCUUGACGACGCACAUCGAACUCGACAACCCGAGCGAGACGCUUUUCCAGCCGCCCUCGGCGUCCACUGCCCCCGAAGUCCCCAUCCCGAUUCCUUCAGAGACGAUCUUGACUCCCGCUCCCCUCGCUUCUGCGCCCAUCGAGACAGACGUUGCUAUCGUCGAGACGGCAGCGCCCGUGCUCGCGCCGUCAGUCGGAGACAGCGGAUCCGCCGCACGCGACCUAGAACCGACCGAGGCGACCGGUACGUCGACCGACGUCGGGGCCAUCGAGGCGACCUCUGCGGGCGCGCAGCUUGACGUCGUCGAGUUGUCGGAGACGACGCAUGUCGACGAAACCUCGCCGUCUGCCGAAAUUGGCGGUGCGACGAUCGCGGAGCCGAAGACGUCAAUGCCAGAGUCCGGCGUCAAUCUUGCGGAAGUCGAGACGGGUGCGAACGGCAUUGACGGAGGCUCAAACGAGCACUCACUCCGACCGCUCGUCGACAAAGACCCGCUUCUCUCAAUCGAGGUCCCGACUCUCCCGUCGACUUCAGCUUUGCGCGAUGUGCCCGUCGUCUACCUCACGCACGACUCGACGACCUGGACGCUCUUCCACCCUUCUCGUGAUAUCGGCUCGACAAGCGAAGAUGCCGGAACCGAGACGGAAGAAGGAGAGGAAGACUUGCCGCUCUUGUUCGGCGAUGCGGCGCGACACGAGCUGUACUACAAGCCGCUCGAGACGCUCUUCCGCGUCGUGAGGGAGGAGAUUGAGGAGUUGCGCGACCAAGGCGACGAGCUCGUCGUCGAGUUUGACGAAAUCGGUAUCUCGCUUAGCGAGGACAACAUCUACUCUCGCCAAGUGACCCUCUUCGACUUCGACCGCAUCCACACAGGCUGCCAAAUCCCGGGCCGCCUUCACGCGCGCAUCUACGCCCAACCGUGCUUCGCGACAGGCUUUAACGCCCUCGCUGAGCACAUCGCGCGGAUCGCGAGUGGUGCGAGUGAGGAGGGCGAGGGAGAGGAGGAGCUGGAGGAGGGGGAGGAGAGCGUGACGCUUGUUGCGGAGGAGGGGAGCGAGGGCGAGUUUCGUGAGGAGGGAGAGGAGGAGGAGGAAGGUGUCGCGGACGAUCAUGACGGUCCUGACUCGGAGUUGCCGCAAGUCGGAGAGGACGAAGGCGAAAAGGCGGUCGAGACGCAAGGAGGACAGGGUGAGGGCGAAGGAGGCGAUGACGACUUUGACCUCGACCAGGCGCUUGCACAACUCGAUGGCGACGACGUCGUUGCUGUCGUCGAGGUUGCGCAAGAGGAUCUUCUGUUGGAGCAGCAGCAGCAAGGAGGAGAAGCCGAGGCGCGAGAAGAGGGUGAGGAGCAGGAACCAUCGGCGGAGGCGGAAGCGAACGAGGAACGAGCAGAGGAGCAGGUUGAGGAGGUUGUCGAGGUAGCGGAGGGCGAAGAGGCCGGGGCAGAUGCGCGAGAGGAGGAAAGGACGCUCGAAGUUGGUGAGGAGGGGGAAGUUCCCGAGACGGAGGAUGUGGUCGCCGGGUCUGGCGAACCGGCUUCGACCGAAAUGCCGGCUGAAUCGACCGUCGACACCGUCGAGGCGACUCAGACGGAUGCCGGAUCCGCUAAGUCGCACCCUGCCAACGAGGGUGCAGAGUCGACGAUCGUUGCCGAGACUCUCGACAACAUCGCGCCUACCGAGACGAACGGCACGCACGACGACGAAUCGACGCCGACUGCCGACGCUCCUGCUGCGGGUGAGCCCGCCGAGACUGCUUCCGAAGAUGCUGUCAACAACGCUACUGUCGAAUCUGUCGGGGCCAACGGUACUCUCUCGGCUGCUGCCGAGGAGACUGAAGAACCGACUGAGCAGACCGAUGUCGUGAUUGACUACGACGAGGCUUUCGACGCUUCCGCCGCUCCCGCUACGGCGGGCGAGAACGGCGUCGAAGUUACAAGCGAAAUUGCUACGGUGACGAGCGAGGAAAUGCCGGCGCCGACGAGCCCGAAACGGAGCCGGAAGUUCGAGCAUGAGGAAGGGCUGGAGGGGGCGGAUGACCAGGCGUCGAAUGAAGCCAAACGGCCGCGUCUUGCCGAGUCCGUCGCCGUCUCUUCAGCCUGA